Molecule: messenger RNA, 3886 nt
Organism: Suillus subalutaceus
Lineage: Eukaryota; Fungi; Basidiomycota; Agaricomycetes; Boletales; Suillaceae
Product: PhoX domain-containing protein
Exons: 10
Coding region: 1-3588 (1195 amino acids)
Cellular component (GO): intracellular membrane-bounded organelle
Molecular function (GO): phosphatidylinositol binding
Source: RefSeq, a predicted model, not a curated record
AUGCACUCAUUCAUUAGUGCCAGGUCUGCUUUGGCUGUUGCAUUUCUCGCCGUUGUAUUUCCUGUCGUCACGCGUGCGUUCUCGUCUCCGAUAUACCUCAUCCUCCUUUCUCCUGUGAUCAUACUUUUUGUGGCGAUCUCGUGUUUUGUCGCGAACAUUCUCGUCGGAGUUGCCUUGGACAGGCAACCAGUUCAUAGGAACGCGCUCAUACAUGCAGCUAGACCUCUUGCCUUCUCAACUCCCGCAGCAUGGCAGGCAGUCCUCACUCGUUCUAACUGGUCGCAGAAAACUCCACAAUCAUUGUCACCUUUGUACCCUGACCUACCUGUUGUGUCAUCUACCCUCAACGAUAUCAUGAUUUUCGUCGUACGCGACUUCGUGCUCACCUGGUACAAAGACAUAUCACCAUCCCCUUCCUUUCCUACGGCAGUUUCUUCAGUACUUCAUGAUUCCCUUGAGCGGCUUCUACAAACAACCGCAACUGUUGACCUUUCUGCUCUCCUAGUAAAGCGAAUUUUGCCCAAAGUCACUGUGCAUAUUGAGCAAUUCCGCCAAUCGGAGGUCACACUUCGCGGUGCAGCCCUGGAACGUCGUCUCACGCAAUCCGAGGAGUUGGAUAUGUUGUUGGCAAGUAGAUACGCUGGCAAGGGCAGCAAACUACAUCCUGCAGUGGAGAAUCUGUCUUCUACAUUUACGAAACAGAACGAAGAAAUACAUCUCAGAACAAUUGCGGAGCGGAUGCUCUCGCAUGUUCUUCCGGAACAGGAGGCCCACAGUAAGGUUCUGAGAGUAGUUGUCCGAGAAAUCUUAGUAUGCGCGGUGCUGUAUCCGAUCAUGGAUAUGGUGAGCGAUCCUGAUUUCUGGAAUCGGAUGAUUGAGCAAGUGGCUGGCGCCGCAAUACACCAGCAGAAACUCAUAUCUCAAGUGAGAAAUGUUUUAGAAGCACAAUCACCCCGCCGGCACAACCGGCUUCCUUCAACAAUUUCAACUGGAGACACCAUCACGGUUAGAACUGAUAUGCGACAGUUUGAGUCGUUCCUCCGGAGUAUCAAUCGUUGUUCGUCACUUCUGGAUGCUCGUCGCCUGAAGAAUGAUAUCAUGGGAGAAAUUCGGAGAACGAGGUUACUUCUUGCUAAUCACGAGAAGGAGGAUUGGAUAAGUGGCGAGAAGACAGAAGACGUAGUAGCUUUCCUUGACAGGCUUUAUACUGCCAAAAGGACUGUCGAACAACGAAUAGUAAUCUUGGGUGGCGAAGAUUCGAAGUCAGCUGCCUCGCCUGAGUCUGGUUUGCGGACCCAAGUCGCUCUACGUGACAUCUUGAGCAACCCGACAUCACUGUCCUACUUCAUGGAGUUUAUGGAUCGUCGGCACCGCUCACUCCUGGUUCAGUUUUGGCUAACAGUAGAAAGCUUCAAAAACCCAUUGGAGUCAAUAGACUCAAGCUCAUCUGGGGAUGAAGAUGAGCCUUUACAAGGUCCUUCAAGCUCCUCGACGCUCAAAGAGGACAUUUCAAUGAUUAAGGAUCUUUACUUCUCCGUCACACCACCUCAUCCUGCUUUAUCAUCCAUCUCUAAGAAGUACAUCGAUAUGAUACGCUCUUACGCACAAAGUGAGAUCCCUCCGGGACCUUUGGAGGACAAGAAAGUUCGUCGUAGCGUCAUGUUGGCGCAGAGACAGGUUGAACAGGCGAUGGAACAAGACUUUGAGGACCUUCAGAGAUCUGAACUGUGGUUCCGAAUAGUCGAGGAUUUCAAUCGGGCUAGUGCUAAAUUGCUGGAGCCCCCUGCAGGUCGUAUCCCAGUACGUUCGAUGUCACCCCCGCCACUGCCGGUGUCACGUCCUCUCGGCAUUGGAUCUGUCCACAUCUUCCGCUCUGAAUCUUCCCCUUCCUUGAGCUCUGUGAUUCAGCGCAUAGAAUACCCACGGACGAGUCCACCCACUGCUCCACGGACCAACAUUGAUGUGCUCAUGUCUCCGGUUUCAGAUACAUCAUCAAAUACGUCCAGAGCUCCUCUCUUCGAUGAUCCAGAAGAUGCCCAAAGCGCAGAUGAAGCAGAGAGAAUGAGAGCCAUCCAGGCCGCGCUAACGGACAUCAUUGCCACUGAGCAACUUCCCCACAGUUUCCUCCCUCGAAGCCAGGACAGAGGCAGGAAUCGCCACCUCAGCGCGACUUCACUCGACAACAAGAAGGACAUUUUCGGUGAAGAAGAAGAAGAUAUGAUCGACGAAGAUGACGACAGAGCUGAAGGUUCUGUGGAUACGGAACAAGGAGCAUUUCAGCUAGCCGGCCCUGGAGACCUUCAGCUCUCGUACGAGAUUGCACGCCUUGGUGAUAAGAUCACCAAACUGGAGGCCCACGAUGCCAUGCUCGACACGCUUAUCAAGAAAGCAGAGCUAACAGGCGACGCUCAGGAACUGCGUUUGCUUCAAAAAUCAAAGUCGUCUAUGACCCGCGAACUUCGAGAGUUGCGUUUCCAGAAGACCCAGUAUGAACAGCAAGAAUCCGCAAACCGUCUUGUCUCCCAUCGAACGAAGGUUUCUAUCGUUAGUUCGACAGUGGGAGAAGAAGAGGGGAAAUCCGUAGUGCGAUACCUCGUUGAGGUCCAGCAGCUUGCACCCGACGGAACAUUUGCCUCUGGGUGGGUUGUUGCAAGGAGAUACAACGAGUUCCUUAGGAUGCAUAACAAACUGCGCGAUCGGUACGCGCUUGUCAAGGGUCUCGAUUUCCCAGGCAAGAGGCUUGUUGCUUCGCUGUCCGGCAGUUUCGUAGACACAAGGAGACAUGCGCUUGAGAAAUAUUUGCAGAAUCUGAUUGCUAUACCUGUCGUCUGCGAAAGCAAUGACCUUCGCGCAUUUCUGUCCCGCGAUUCACCAUUCAUUGCGUCCGAAGUCCAAGAGGAUGUCCCCAAAGGAACCGCUGGCUUCUCAGGGAAAAACCUAGUUCGAUCUGUUUAUCGCUCAGUGGCAGAGAGCAUUGAUGAUAUGUUCUUUGGCCCGUCAAUUCGGGAUCGGCGGUUCACGAUGAGGACCCUCGUCGCUCAGGCACUGAAAGCGUUUGGGAAGUCUACGUCGGAGGACACGUUCAUGCACAUGUCUAGUGACUUGCGUCCUUUGGAAGGAGAAACUAGCACGUCAACGUUCUCUGCUCCUAUAUGCGACCUUGUCCUUGCUAUCUUUGAGCUCAACAAGAAGGACAACUGGCUCCGGCGACAAGCGAUUGUGAUCAUCCUCCAGCAAGUACUGGGUGGCACCAUCGAGCGCCAAAUCCGCCAAAGUAUCAAGUCGUUGUUUGAAGAAAGUCGCAUUAUGCCUAUCUUGGCCUUUUUCAAAGAUUCUCUUUGGCCAGGUGGUAAGCUGAAACCGCCUGGUCAACCACGGUCAACCGAGGAGGUAACACGUAGUCGCGACGAAGCAAACCGCAAGCUCUCCGCUUUAGUGCCAGAUCUUGCUGCCAACAUGAUAGGUCGGUCAAACGCUCGGCGAGGAGCAAGACGAAUAUUUGCCGUCCUGCAGAACAAGCGCUUGAACCAACACAUUGCCUACACCAUCGUCGACGAGAUUGUCGCUGCAAUGUUUCCUGAGCCCUGACAUCUGAAAACUUAUAUUAAUAAAUAGUUUUGUUUGAUACUAGUUAUCGUGGAAGGUAGAUUACUUUGUUACCACUGUUGUACGAUCCGUUAACCCAAUACCAAAAGGCUAGCCUGUUGGUUCCAUCUUGUUGGUUAGGCUAGCUUGGUCAGCUACUGUUGUGUCGUCUUCCUUGAGCUCCGUAGUUUCAUAUGAUUCUAGGGUUUGAGGCACCGACGAAUCUCCUUCGUCAGCUUCCUUCUUCCGUCGUUUUGAUUGUCGAUGAGAUGACACUUUGGAAGCAUUCGGGUCAUCAUAU